Messenger RNA from Limanda limanda (common dab), 3501 nucleotides. It is a transcript of the gene adam8a, whose product is annotated as ADAM metallopeptidase domain 8a. The transcript is spliced from 25 exons. The record is from RefSeq and is a predicted model, not a curated record. The coding region runs from base 16 to 2694 and encodes 892 amino acids. Gene Ontology annotation, biological process: proteolysis; positive regulation of cellular extravasation; positive regulation of membrane protein ectodomain proteolysis. NCBI's taxonomy places the organism in Eukaryota, Metazoa, Chordata, Actinopteri, Pleuronectiformes, Pleuronectidae. Gene Ontology annotation, molecular function: cell adhesion molecule binding; metalloendopeptidase activity.
ACUGCAAAGCACACAAUGACACAGUCGGUCGGACACAGCAACAUGCUUCAUACUGGAUAUCUGUUGGGAAUUCUACUCUCCUCAUGGGGAGUAAUAGCGAGCAGUGUAAGGACGACUCUACCUCAUGUGAUGAAGUACCAAACUGUGACACCUCAGAGGCUGAAGGAUCCAUCUCUCAGUGAUGCUGCUACACAUCAGACUUACCCUGAUGAACUGCGGUACUCUUUGACAAUCGCAGGGCAGAACUACACUCUGCAUCUGGAAAGGAACAAGGAUCUUAUCGCGAAAGACUUUUCUGUGACACACUAUUCUGAUCAGGGCGCCCGAGUGACAACUUUUCCAGAUCUUGGGGUUCACUGCUACUACCACGGACACAUCGUGGGGGUGGAGGACUCGUCUGCCAGCGUGGGACUCUGCUCUGGAAUGAAGGGCUUUGUGCUUCUCCAGGACCAGAUGUACCUGAUCGAGCCUCUGGCCGGUCCUGAGGCGGGACAGCGAGACGAUAGAAACAGCUUUGAAACUUACAUCAACGAAGGUCUUCAUGCUGUCUACAACUACAAACACCUGAGGAGGAAGAGGAGCUCCUGUUCCCAUGGAAACACAACCACUUACUAUGAUCACGGAGCUAGCCCGUCUGGACUGUUUCAGCUCGGCAGUCUGAAAGUCGGUGCACAGACCAAAGACCGUGCAGUGAAACCCAGAACAGUGGAGCUUGUUCUUGUGGCCGACCACACUGAGUAUAAGAAGUUUGACAGUAGGAAGGCAGUGGAGACCAGGAUGCUUGAAAUAGCAAACCAUGUGGACAAGCUGUAUCGCCCUGUGGGUGUCCGCGUCAUGCUGGUCGGUGUGGAUCUCUGGUCGUACAAAGAUCAGAUGGAGGUCAGCACCAACCCCGAGCUCACCCUCGGCCGAUUCCUCGAGUGGCGUCAGAGGAGCCUGCUGCCGAGGACCACGCACGACAACGCACAGUUCAUCACAGGGGUGGAUUUUGAUGGGUCCACUGUCGGCUUGGCAAACACCAACGCAAUGUGCACGUCUAAAUCUGGAGCCGUCAAUGAGGACCAUAACAACAACCCAAUAGGUGUGGCUUCUACUAUUGCACAUGAGAUGGGUCACAAUCUGGGCUUGUCCCAUGACACCGAAAACUGUGUCUGUGGCUCCUCAGUAACGAAAAGAGACUGCAUCAUGUCUGAGAGCGUUGGACUUGUGUAUCCGAAGCUGUUCAGCAGCUGCAGCCAGCAGCAGCUCAGCCGCUUCUUGGAGGAGGUGAACCCGGCCUGCCUGCUGGACACUCCGUCCACCAAUCGCGUCCACGGAGGGCCGGUGUGCGGGAACGCCUUCCUGGAGCCUGGAGAGGAGUGCGACUGUGGCACCGUGCAGGAAUGCAAGAAUGCCUGCUGCAAUGCCACCACCUGCAAACUUAACGCGGGAGCCCAGUGUGGAGAGGGAGAGUGCUGCCACAACUGCCAACUGAAACCAACAGGCAGUGUCUGCCGACCAAAGGCAGGGGUCUGUGACCUGGCAGAGUUCUGCACCGGCUUCUCUGCCUCCUGUCCGACUGACGCCUACACCCAGAACGGACUGUCCUGCAACCGUGGGAAAGGAUACUGCUACAAUGGGCAGUGUCCUUCGCAGCAGGAGCACUGCAAGAGACUGUGGGGUCCAGACGCUGAAGUGGCUGCAAAUGCUUGUUUCUACCUUCAUGGAACCUGCAGAAAAACACUGUUUAGCCAGAGAUGUUCCAGCAGAGAUCAAUCCUGUGGGAAACUGUUCUGCAACGGAGGGUGGGAGUUUCCUGUGACAUCCAGGAAAUCCUUUUACAAAGUCGGAAGUGGAGACAUAUGCAACGAGGCGACUAUAAACCCUGAAGAUAACUACCCUGCAGAUCUGGGCAUGGUUCCUACGGGCACCAAGUGUGGCAACAACAUGGUGUGCUACAACCAGCGGUGUCAAGACAUCACCAACGUAAAGGCGUACGGGACAAACGACUGCUCGGCCAAAUGCAACAACCACGGGGUCUGUAACCACGAGAGUAAGUGUCACUGCGACCCCGGCUGGGCCCCCCCCUUCUGCGACGUGCAGCAGUCGGAGCUGCCUGAAGAGACAGGCAUGUUGGUGUUCUUUGUGCUGCUGGUGGUUGGAGCACUUCUGCUGGUGGUCCUGUUCAUUGGGAUUCUGAUGUGCUGCAUCAGAAAAAGACGACCUGCAAAGAGAUGCCUCCAGUCUAACUCAGGACAGUCGAACCCGGUGUUUCGGUCGAGCAGCACACGCGACAGCCCCCGUCUCGGGAAGACACUCAUCAGCCAGCCCAUGUUCGUGGAGUCUUCGGCCACUCAGCCUUGCAAACCUCUGUUCUCUGCCAGUGCCCGACCGCACACUGGAGCGUUGAAGCCCAGCAGAGCAGCUCCAGAGCCACCCAAGACAUUUCCAGCUGUGCCCCAGCCCUCAAAGAUUCAAAAGGUUGUGAGGCCUUACAUGCAGCCACUGUCUGCUUCAAGCAAGCCCAACUAUAUCGAGGUUAAGCCACAACCUCCAUCCAGACCUCUGCCGCCGCUUUCAACAAAAUUGAUCACCAAGCCCAAGCCUCCGAUGCCUCCGGUGAAGCCAAAGCCAUCGGCCCUACCUUCUCUGCUGCCUCACACUCAGCUGCUCGCAGGGAGAGCUGCUCUGAAGCCCCCCAGCAGGCCCAGAUGACACACAACCCAGCACGUGGUAAACACCGGGAUCAUCUGACAGAGCCCUGGAGUUCUUGUUCCACCUAGUAGGACCCAGAAGAUCCUCUGAGGAGACGCUCGUCUGUUUGACAAUGGAAACAAGAUCCACCGAAGGAUCAGCAAUGUUAAGUGACAGAGCUUUUCCUCUCGGUUGCGCUCUCCCCUGAGGAUUACAGCCGCCCCGUCUGUGUCUGGCUUGUGUUGGCCUUCUGCUCGUCGAUGGAAACCGGAAGAUGCGGUUGACAAGCUUCUGUGCUUUAAAAAAUGACAAGUGGCUACGCUGCCAUGAUGAUUUUUAAACAAAUCUUAAGGGAAAAUACUCACUCUGCCUUUGAUCCUGGUACAUGUGAACACUUAAUGAGGCAAUUUGUUUUAAUCUUAUUUCUCUGAUUUACCGUUACGUGUCCUUUGGUACUGAUUUUCUAAGAAAUAACGUUAAGGGAUUUUGAAACGUGGCACCAACAUGGGCACUUUAUGGAUGUGCCACGACUCUUUUUGUACUAACACACGUGUGCUUGACUCUGUCGGACUAAAUUAUGAGCUGUAGCUGCUUUGCUUGGUGCUUUGAUCUGAUGCAUAUCGAUUGUAACUCUUCAAGGGAUUUUGUACAUUUGUAUUUUCUAUGCAGCAGACAUGAUUUUUACACACACUGAGGAUUUCUGCCUUGGUUGAUUAUCAUUUUUCUCCCCCUGCAAACUUUGAACUGAAAAAACAUGUUUGUGUAUGAUUCUAUUUAUUAAAAAUCCCUUGAUGUCUUUGAAGUUGAUAAUAAAGGUGAUUCACCAAA